This is a messenger RNA of Lolium perenne, 1122 nucleotides long. Its product is annotated as rhomboid-like protein 11, chloroplastic. The record is from RefSeq and is a predicted model, not a curated record. Gene Ontology annotation, molecular function: serine-type endopeptidase activity. Gene Ontology annotation, cellular component: membrane. NCBI's taxonomy places the organism in Eukaryota, Viridiplantae, Streptophyta, Magnoliopsida, Poales, Poaceae.
CCCAUCUACAAAAACCCCAGACAACAAGCAAAGAGAAAGAGGACAAAAAAGCCAUGGCGCAGCGGCUGCUGCUGCUCCUGCCCGCGCCUUCCCGGACCUUCUCGAAGCCCCUCCCUACCCCCUCCUCCUCCCUACCCGGGCGCCAUGUCCCCUCUAUCUCCUUCACACGCCGGGUAGUCGCGGGCGCCGCCGCCGCCGCCCGCCGCGACCUGCUCCGCUGCGGAAUGCGGCGCUCAGACUUGGUGUCCGAGUUGGAGCUCGCCAAGGACAAGAAGCAGCAGGGCGGGCGUGCUAAUGCGAUAUUCUGGAUCUUGCUCCUUAAUUUUGGCCUCUAUGUUGCAGACCAUUUGUUACAGAUCAGACAGAUAAAGGCCCUGUACCUAUACCAUGCUUACCCUUCUUGGUAUCAGUUUGUGACAUCAACUUUUUGCCAUGCUAACUGGAAUCACCUUUCAAGCAAUCUCUUCUUUGUGUACAUUUUUGGAAAGCUUGUGGAGGAGGAAGAAGGUAACUUCGCAUUGUGGAUGUCUUAUAUUUUAACUGGUGCUGGCGCAAACGUGAUUUCAUGGCUGCUUCUUCCAACAUCAUCUGUAUCUCUUGGAGCAUCCGGGGCUGUUUUUGGCCUUUUCACAAUUAGUGUGCUAGUAAAGAUGUCCUGGGACUGGAGAAAGAUUCUUGAAGUUCUUAUUCUUGGUCAAUUUGUUGUUGACAAGGUUAUGGAAGCUGCACGUGCAACCACCGUAACAGGCGCCGCACUUCAAGUAAACAACAUUGCCCAUGUAUCGGGUGCUUUGAUUGGUGCUGCGUUAGUAUUCAUCAUCAACAGAAUCCCCUCAUCAUCUAACGAUGAUAGUCCAAAGGCUCUAAAGGAUAGCAAGGACAAAAGAAGUUAAUUUAAGCUAGAGCAGCCAUCCUAACAUAAUAUAUCGUACAUUAAUCGCUGUGUUCAGAUUCAUCUGUAGUUCUGAUUCGUUUGGAAAAAAAACAUACAUCCCGUAGAGAUUCUGCUGGAUAUCAUCACAGUUGUAAGGUUCAUUGUGUGUAAGUUACAAAGGUUCGUUUUCGGAACCUUUGUGAGAAUGCUAUGGAAAUGAUAAAUUGCUCUGGACUCACACUUGGUAA